AUGCUCGACGAGCCACGUGAGGCGCAGUACCCGUCGUCGUCGGUUGUCCAUCGCUUCCCAUACCAGCGUCCGCCUUCCCCGAGUCCGCUCCUUCAUCGAGUCCGAGACGUCACCAAGCACCGCCACUCGGACGAUCUCGACGACACCACCAGCAGCAUCAUCAUGGGCACGAAAGGGUUCGAAGCCAUGGACAUCGAGAGCUCCAACGGCCUUGCGUCCAAGGCCGCCAAAGCUCUGUCGCCAGCCCGAACACGCAUGGGAGCCCUCGUCGUGGCCCUCAUUCUUGGUGUGCUCUUCGUCGUGUUGGUCGUGAGUUUUGCACAAACGUCGAGCAUUCGCGUGGAUUCGGACCUGCCGGCGUCCGUGGCCGCGCUCAUGAACGUGAACGCGUUGCCGUGCUCGGACUUUUACGAGUUUGCGUGCGGCGGGUGGCUGGCCAACACAUCGCUUCCGCCCGACCGCCCGUCGUUCUCGCGGUCAUUCUCCGGCAUUCAAGAUGCCAACGACGACUUGUUUCGCACGAUCCUCGCUGAAAAGUGGCCGCUCGUGUCCGAUUUGUACGACUCGUGCAUGAACACGAGUGUGCUCGACGCACUUGGCGCGGCCCCCCUUGGUCCAGAUCUCAAUGCGAUUCGAAGCACCAAGUCCAAACACGAGUUGCUCGCGCUGGUCGGCGCAUUGUCCAUGAAAAGCGGAAUGAACUUCUUGUUCCCGGCGUACAUUGACGUGGACGAGCAGCGUGGACACAAAAUGGUACUGCAUGUUGAACAAGGCGGGAUCACAUUGCCUGAUCGCGAGGAUUACGUCAACACGACGCGGUUCACCAAGCUCGACGCUCCGUAUCGAUCGAUGAUCACGUCAUUGAUGACGUUAGCCGGGUGGUCGGACGACACCGUUGCAGAUACUGUCGUCUCGUUUGAGACCGUCGUGGCCCAAGCCAUGCUGCCAAAGGCGGCGCUCCGCGACCCGAACGCCACGUACAACCCGACGACCAACAUCUCUGGCACGUACCCCAGCAUGUACGUGGCGCUCCGUGGCGCGAACAUUUCUCUGGAUGACACGACGCGCGUCAUCGUGGUCACCCCCGCCUUCUUCCGCGCCGCCGAGACGUUGCUGAGGCAAUCAUCGUUGCAAGCAUUGCAAUCAGUCGUCGCGUUUCAGUUCGUGCUGGCGUCGAGCGGGGGGCUCGCGGCGUCGUUUCGGAAUGCCACGUUUGCUUUCUUUGGCCAAACCAUCUACGGACUCCAGACGAUGCGGCCUCGGAGUCAGCAAUGCACAGACAAGGUCAACCACCAUCUCGGUGAACUCAUGGCUCGGUACUACAUCCAGAGAAAGUUCCACCCCGAGUCGUUGGAGAGUAUCCAAGACUUGGUGGACGACAUCCGCAGUACAUUUCGCAGUCGACUAGAAAGAAACCAUUGGAUGGACGACAGCACUCGCGCCACAGCCGUGUCGAAAUUGGACGCCAUGACACAACUCUUGGGGUACCCCACGACCCGAGACGACUACCCCGUGGUACUCACUCGCAGCGAUUACUUUGGCAAUAUCCAAACGCUAACGCAAUUGAACCACAUGCGCGCUGUCACAUUGCUGCACACGGAGGUGGACAAGACCAGGUGGAGCAUGCCCGCGCACGCUGUCAACGCGUAUUACAACCCGACGUUCAACCAGAUUGUGUUUCCAGCGGGCAUUUUGCAGCCGCCCUUCUUUGAUGUGGAUGCGGAUGCAGCGAUGAACUACGGCGCCAUUGGCAUGGUCAUUGGGUACCACCCCCUUUCUUAUCACAUAUGAAGUUGCAAGGAGGGGGGGUUCAAUGCAUAGAGUAGACACGAAAUCACCCACGGGUUCGACGACCAGGGCCGCAAUUUUAACGGCGACGGGCUGUUGCAACCGUGGUGGAGCGACAGCACGGCCGCGCAAUUCCAAGACAAGGCCAAGUGCAUCGUCGACCAAUAUGCAAACAUGCCAGUGUACGGCCACAAGGCGACGCUGCUGGGCAUGGUCAACGGUCAGCUGACGUUGGGCGAAACGAUCGCCGACGUGGGGGGCCUCGCGGUGGCGUUCCAGGCGUAUGCUGUCCGCAUGAAAAAGGCGGCGGUGAAUGGCAAGACCUAUGUGCGUCACAGCAACUGAUCGACACCUGCAUCUCAUGAACGGUAGUAGACAUCGAGCGACACAUUGGACCAGCUGUUCUUUUUGAGUUUUGCCCAGGCAUGGUGCCAAAAGAGUACCGACCAGCACCUUCAGGUAUCGCUGGAUGACGUCCACCCCCCGGCCAAGCAGCGAGUCCAUGGCGCCGUCAUGAACAACGACGACUUUGCUCGGGUAUUCAACUGUCCUGUUAACGCUCCAUUGAAUCCCGUCAAGAAAUGCCGAAUCUGGUAGCAGCAGCAGCUAGGGAUUCACAGGAAUAUAAUACUUCGAAGUAAUAACGAGAAUAUGCAUGGAAUGCGCAAUGCGAACGACAA
Aphanomyces astaci is the source of this 2468-nucleotide messenger RNA. RefSeq lists its product as hypothetical. The transcript has 5 exons. Gene Ontology annotation, molecular function: metalloendopeptidase activity. The record is from RefSeq and is a predicted model, not a curated record. Bases 1 to 1791 code for a protein of 596 amino acids. NCBI's taxonomy places the organism in Eukaryota, Oomycota, Saprolegniomycetes, Saprolegniales, Verrucalvaceae. Gene Ontology annotation, cellular component: plasma membrane. Gene Ontology annotation, biological process: protein processing.